AAUGUUUUACAUGUUUGUUUUGUUCUAUUUGUGCUGGUGGAGUCUGAUCGGUGUGUUUGGCGAGUCAGUGUCAGUGAUCGAAUGCGAUUCUGUUACUUUACACACUGAUCUUACUGAAAUACAUGAAGAUGAUGACAUAUUGUGGAAAUUUGGAGCUGAAACAUCCCUCAUAGCUGAAAUCAGUAGAUCUGCUGGAAUAUUCUCCACAUAUAGCGGUGCUGAUGGAAGAUUCAGAGACAAACUGAAGCUGGACAGUCAAACUGGAUCUCUGACCAUCACAAACAUCACAUCUCAACAUGCUGGACAUUAUGAAGUACAGAAAAGUGGAGUCAAGUGGUCAUCAAAAACAUUCAGUGUUUCUGUCUAUGCUCGUCUGCCUAUUCCUAACAUUACCAGAGACUGUUCUUCAUCAUCAUCAUCAUCACAGCAGAAUUGUUCAUUGUUGUGUUCAGUGGUAAAUGUGAGUCUUGUGACUCUCUCCUGGUACAAAGGAAACAGUUUAUUGUCCAGCAUCAGUGUGUCUGAUCUCAGCAUCAGUCUCUCUCUACCUCUGGAGGUGGAAUAUCAGGAUAAAAACACCUACAGCUGUGUGAUCAACAGUCCCAUCAGCAACCAGACCACACAUCUGGACAUCAGUGAACUCUGUCACACAUGUGCAGUUUCUCCAGACUCUGUAUCUCUGAUAGUAGUGAUCUUCACUGCUGCCGCUGCUGGAUUUCUGUUGAUUGUAGUUUCAGUCGUGACAUGCUGCAUCUGCAAAAAAUGUCGAAAAAAGGUUCAGACACAGGAGGAAGACAGAGCCGAUUCAGCAUUGUGCAAACCAAAAACACAAAAAACGAAAUCAAAGACAGAAGCUGUGUAUGAAAAUAUCCCCAAAAAACGAUGAUCAAAUAUUGUUUCCACUGGAAUUGAUGCUAUACCUUAUACAAGACAGUGUCUCACAAUUUUUUGGAUUUAUUCUCUAUUAUUCUCUGCCAGGUUUUGUUUUCACUCUUUUUUUUUUUAUACCUUUUGGUGUUAUUGUGAAUUGCAUUAGCACAUCAUCCAGAAAGUCAACUAAAAUGUCUUAUUUUUAGUUUAUCAUAUGAAAAUUCACCUAACAUUUACUAUACAUUACGCAU
Labeo rohita (rohu) is the source of this 1121-nucleotide messenger RNA. RefSeq lists its product as uncharacterized. The coding region runs from base 2 to 886 and encodes 294 amino acids. The transcript is spliced from 6 exons. The record is from RefSeq and is a predicted model, not a curated record. Lineage: Eukaryota; Metazoa; Chordata; Actinopteri; Cypriniformes; Cyprinidae.